Molecule: messenger RNA, 948 nt
Organism: Dromiciops gliroides (monito del monte)
Lineage: Eukaryota; Metazoa; Chordata; Mammalia; Microbiotheria; Microbiotheriidae
Product: olfactory receptor 13A1-like
Exons: 1
Coding region: 16-948 (310 amino acids)
Biological process (GO): G protein-coupled receptor signaling pathway
Cellular component (GO): membrane
Molecular function (GO): G protein-coupled receptor activity; olfactory receptor activity
Source: RefSeq, a predicted model, not a curated record
AACCCUCCUACCUGUAUGGCCAUUAGUAACCACUCGCAGGUGACAGAGUUCAUCCUCCAGGGCUUCUCUGAACACCCCAACCUCCGGAUUCCAUUAUUCAUCUGUUUCUUCUCCUUGUAUAUGGUGGCCCUUAUAGGCAAUGUCCUGAUUAUCAUAGUCAUCACACUCAACUCAAGCCUCCACAGCCCCAUGUACUUCUUUUUGUUCAACUUGGCUACAAUGGAUGUUGUCCUCACCUCCUCUGUUUUGCCCAAAGUGCUGGAGGGCCUGCUCUCAGAGGAGAACAUCAUCUCCUAUGAGGGCUGCAUGACCCAGGUCUACUUCAUCAUUUGGGCUGGAUCAUCAGAACUGCUUCUUUUCUCAGUCAUGGCUUAUGAUCGCUAUGUGGCCAUCUGCCACCCCCUGCAUUACAAUACCAUGAUGAGCAAGACUCUCUGCAAUGUGUUGGUAGCUGGUGUGUGGCUCAUCUGUGCCUUCAAUUCCUCCAUACAUACUGGUUUGACGACACGACUGUCCUUCUGUGGACCCAAUGUAAUUACCCAUUUCUCCUGUGAGGUUCCUCCUCUAUUGUUGCUCUCCUGUACUUCUACCUAUAUUAACAAUGUCAUGACUGUCUUAGCAGAUGCCUUCUAUGGUCUUUUAAAUUUUCUCCUGAUCUUGGGGUCCUAUGGGUUCAUUAUCUCCAGCAUCCUGAAAAUCCAGACAGCAGAGGGAAAGAAGAGAGCAUUCUCUACCUGUUCCUCCCAUCUCAUUGUGGUGUCUAUGUAUUAUAUUUCUGUUUUCUAUGCCUACAUAAGUCCUGUUUGUAGCUAUAAUCCAGAAAGUACUAAACUGGCUGGUGUCCUGUAUAGCCUGGUGAGCCCAACUUUGAAUCCUUUGAUCUAUACCCUUAGGAACAAAGAGGUCAAAACAGCCCUUAGGAAGCUCUUCCCAACCUUGAGAACUUAA